Messenger RNA from Orbicella faveolata, 1960 nucleotides. RefSeq names its product BTB/POZ domain-containing protein KCTD16-like. NCBI's taxonomy places the organism in Eukaryota, Metazoa, Cnidaria, Anthozoa, Scleractinia, Merulinidae. Gene Ontology annotation, biological process: protein homooligomerization. Gene Ontology annotation, molecular function: protein binding. The record is from RefSeq and is a predicted model, not a curated record.
UCAAAGAGGGCGUGAUAGGUUGAUUUCGUUUGAACCUUCUUUUCGAAGAAUAAAGCGUAACGCGAAUUGAAAGAAAUUCUCUGAAAACACAAGCAGAUGUUUUGUGAAAGAAUACGGCCGCAGAAUCGGAAAAAACAAUAUUGCGCGUGCGUGAUGCAAACAGAAUAUUAUUUACUUUUCGCUGAAACUAACUGUAGUGAACGAAUUUUCAGUCUCCUUUAGCUUCUUGCCAAAGUAUCGUAAAAGAAAAUGCAAUCUCCGAAGGAAUCGCCACCAGAUCAGAAUUUGCCGGCCGUUGUUGAACUGAACGUGGGUGGGCAGCUCUAUACAACUUCGCUUCCAACGCUACUCAAAGAUCCGGAGUCGCUACUGAGUGCAAUGUUCAGCGGCAAACAGAAAAUCCCUCGAGAUUCCCGAGGCAGAUUCUUCAUCGAUCGCGACGGUAUGUUAUUCCGAUAUAUCCUGGAUUAUCUUCGCAACUCCAAACUGGCCCUGCCAGAGAAUUUUAGCGAGAGAGACCGACUCCUCGUAGAAGCGGAGUUCUUUCGGCUAAAGGGCAUAAUUAAAGCUCUGCAGCGAGACCACGAGCGAGUGAAAACUGGAAGAGAUAUAAACGCGCGGCCAUCCGGAUUUCUAUCAAUCGGGGUUCGCGGGACAUACGCGUUUGGGCGCGAUGGUGUAGCCGAUGUGAAAUUUCGCAAGCUCCAACGGAUUUUGGUCUGUGGCAAUGUAGCCUUGGCGCGUGAGGUAUUCGGCGAGUGGUUGAACGAGACAAGAGAUCCCGACCGAGAUGAUGCCGUCCAUCGUUAUACAAAUCGCUUCUACCUCAAGCACAAUUAUCUGGAAAAGGCUUUCGAUCAGCUGUACGACCGAGGCUUCAAGCUUAUCACCAGUUCAGCCGGUGGAGCGGGCUAUGAUCCCGAAAGCGAGGAGACAAAAUGGAACCACUUCAACGAUUAUGUGUUCUUCAGACAGUAAUUAUUCAGUUCUAUAGUGUUUGUACCUUUCACAACUGAAAUCAAUCGUAGAUGAAGACUCGGUGUCAGUUGGAAGUUGAUUUCUGGUGAUCGAACGUAAAAAAAACAGCAACAACCGAAAACUGUGUUCACUCUACGUUGAAUUAAGCUGGGAUUUUCAGACGGUGGUUAUCUUGAUUGUUUACCGAGGUAGAUUUAUACUUUCUAUUUUUAUGAAGAGUGAAAACUAACGACAUAAAUUUUGGAGCGGCAGAUCCAAGCGGUCGCACUGAGUGCACUACAGGACAGCACCAAUCGCUUGCACCCAGAAAAAGAAAAAAAACAGCAUUCUCUUUUAUUCUUUUGUCGCUUUUUAAAUCUUGAUUUACAAGAAUCACGUUGCGAAGAUUAGACAUCGAAGUUUACCUUUUUCUCAGAGGCGAACGGAGUCAAGCACAUAGAAGAUAAACAAAUGCACAAUAGAUAUGAAGAUUCUGUGCAAACUUUGCAAAGGGAAGUAUUGUUUUGGUAUGAUCGAUUUAGCAAACUCAACAAAAAAUCUAAGCGUGAAUUCUGUUGCUUUGUCGAAGGGAACAUCUUCAAGGUGGGAGGCAUACUAUAGAAAUAUAUAGCGAAAGGAAAAUUAGCAAUGAAAGUUAGAAAUAAGCACAAGUGUAAACAAAUUGCAAUUCAAAGAAAAACCAAAAAAUGUAAUGUAUAUGGUACUAGAAAAUCCAUGCUAUACAUUUCUGGAGAGAAAAAAUUAUUAUAUAAUUUAGGAAUGAGAAUUAAAUCUACAAAUUGAUCUAUAAUAUGUAAAUAUACAUACAACAAGUAUUUGUAAAUUGUCAAAUGGAAACAGCUUCUGAUCUACACACGUCCAGAUUGCUAUCCGCCAGUCAGCUCUGAAUUGUGGAAGAUUUAGUUACGUUACGAAAAUAAACUUUGAACUCUUUAGAUCAGAGUUUGCGAGAAUAUACUACAAUAAAGAGAAUUAAAACAGA